AUGCCGCCCGGGGCGGCGAGCUGCCAGUCCGAGGAGGCUGGCCCGGGUGCGCAGCACCAGACCGCGGCGGCGGAGGUGCAGACCGAGCCAGAGGGGCACGCCACCCCGCGCGAGGUCGAGGCUUCGCUCGCCCAGCAGGCGUCCCAGAUUGCCGAGCAGGUCGGGAAGAUCGCGGCCCUUGAUGAGGAGUUGCGGGAGCGCGAGAACAGGAUCGUGUCCGCCGAGGCCGAGGCCGAGCUGGAGAGAGGCGCCGCGGAGCGCGCGGGGCGCGCAGCCCUCGCGGAGCAGGCCGCGCAGGCCGAGGAGCAGGAGCGCAGGAUCGAGUGCCUGCGCGCGGAGCUCCAGGAGAGCGAGAACAGGAGACCGUCUCCGCCGAGGCGCAGCUCGAGGUCGAACGAAGCACGGGGCGGCGCGAGGCGACGGCCGCCGCCGAUGCGCACGCCGCCCAGGCCGAGCAGCAG
This is a messenger RNA of Prorocentrum cordatum, 461 nucleotides long. The record is from the annotation of a GenBank genome assembly. NCBI's taxonomy places the organism in Eukaryota, Dinophyceae, Prorocentrales, Prorocentraceae.